This is a messenger RNA of Chenopodium quinoa (quinoa), 1539 nucleotides long. Its product is annotated as cytochrome P450 71A26-like. The transcript has 2 exons. The record is from RefSeq and is a predicted model, not a curated record. Gene Ontology annotation, molecular function: oxidoreductase activity, acting on paired donors, with incorporation or reduction of molecular oxygen; iron ion binding; heme binding. The coding region runs from base 1 to 1539 and encodes 512 amino acids. NCBI's taxonomy places the organism in Eukaryota, Viridiplantae, Streptophyta, Magnoliopsida, Caryophyllales, Amaranthaceae.
AUGGGCUUGCUAUUUUUUCACCCAUUAUUAAUCCUUCUCUUUUUCACAUCUUUAUUCUUCCUCUAUAAAUGGCUCGGUUUCAAUGCAUCCAUGAGAAGAAACUUACCCCCAUCUCCCCCAAAGCUGCCAAUACUGGGGAACCUUCACCAACUCGGCAUGUACCCUCACUGUACACUUCAAUCCCUGUCUCGGCAAUAUGGCGAGCUUAUGUUGCUUCACCUUGGAAGCAAGCCAACUCUUGUUGUAUCAUCUGCAAAUGCUGCUCGAGAAAUCAUAAAAAUAAAUGACAUCAAAUUCUCUAACAGACCUCAGUCAAUAAUCAGCAAAAGGCUAAUAUAUAACAGACAAAAUGUGGCUGGAGCUCCUUAUGGAGAAUACUGGAGACAGAUGAAAAGUAUAUGCGUGCUCCAGCUUUUGAGUAACAAAAGAGUUCGAUCCUUCCAGAAUGUGAGAGCAGAAGAAGUUGCCCUAACAAUAGAAAAGAUCAAAAAGUCGACAUCAGCUGUGAAUUUGAGUGAAAUAUUUAUGACAUUUACAAAUGACGUGAUAUGCAGGGUGGCCUUCGGGAGAAAAUACAGUGGAGAGGAAGAUGGUGCCAAGUUCAAGGAAUUGUUGAAAGAGUUUGUGAAGCUUCUAGGUACAUUUACGGUGAGUAAUUUUAUACCCUGGCUGGCUUGGAUUGAUCAACUGAAUGGGUUGCACAGUAAGGUGAACAAACUUGCCAUAGAGUUCGAUGAGUUUCUUGAGGUAAUAGUUGAAGAGCAUAUGGAUCGACAAGACAAGGAAAGAAAUGGUGCAGCAAGUGAGAAAGAAAGGGUGAAAGAUUUUGUGGACGUUCUACUCCAGGUUCAAAUGGACAACACAGCUGGUUUUCCUAUCAAUAAAGACAGCAUCAAAGCUCUCAUAUUGGACAUGUUUGCUGGUGGAACUGAUACAACAUAUACUGUCUUAGAAUGGGCAAUGACAGAGCUUCUAAGGCAUCCUACAGUAAUGAAAAGACUGCAAGAAGAAGUGAGAGAUAUUACCAGGGAACACGCAGAUGUAUCUGAAAAAGAUCUGGGAAAAAUGCAGUACUUGAAAACAGUGAUCAAGGAGACACUUCGACUACAUCCACCAAUUCCAUUGCUGGUGCCUCGUGAAUCAACUCAAGAUGUCAAAAUUAAUGGCUAUGACAUUGCUGCUGGGACAAGAGUCAUAACCAAUGCUUGGGCAAUUCAUCGCGAUCCAGCAACAUGGGAAGAUCCUGAGGAGUUCCAUCCAGAAAGGUUCUUGAAUUCUUCAAUAGAUUUCAAAGGGCAAGACUAUGAACUAAUUCCAUUUGGGUCCGGCAGGAGAGGCUGUCCAGGGAUCUUAUAUGCCAUUGCCAACAUUGAGCUCAUUCUAGCAAGUCUCUUAAGUAAGUUCAACUGGGCUUUGCCUAGGGAAGAAAACAUUGAGACUUUGAAUAUGAGACAACGUACUGGACUCACAAUCCACAGGGAAGUUCCUCUUUUUGCUGUUGCAACUUCUCAUACUUGGCAAUCUGAGAAAUUAGGAUGA